CCUUGGACCUCAUUUCCUUUAGUCGUUUCUCAAGUACAUGAUACAUGGCAGAGGAUAUCAGGCUUCUCGGGUCUUCCAUAGGGAAGGAACAGGCCCCUUGCUUUGAAUUAGGUGCAAGACUUUCUUGCCAGCCGCACCUCGUUCAAAGCACGCAGGCCGGUUUAAAAUCCGCUGAGACUCGUCGGAUCGCGACCUGAGUCAAGAUUCUGAUGCAUACUGACCAUGUCAGCCUUCCAGGUAUAAAAACCCCAACUCUAUACCGGAAACUCCAGUGGUCAUCUUUAUUGUUCACUCCCAUCGUCCUCUGCAUAUUUGCAUAUCCGCAUAUACACAGACGAUUUUACUUGCAUCCAUCUAUCGAUAUGUUUUCCAACAAGCAUAACAUUUGCAGAUCUUCCUGCUCUUCUUCUCUCUCUUCCGCCCUCUCCCUCGUCUUCAUUUUCGAUGUUCUCAAGCUUGUCGCGCUGGUCUUCUUUUACGUCGUCGUUAUCAUGGCUGGGCUAGCCUUCGACGUCUACAGCUGCCAGCCUGGCCCUACGACAGUCCAGGAUCCCGUUCCAGCUAUCGACUUCCUUAGGCCUCAGGAAGCGAAGAAAGCGGCCCGCCCCUCCAAGGUUGCUCCUUCGUCGGCUACAGGUGGAUCCGACUUCCCUUCGUCAUCAUCGUCCCCAGCCAUCCUUGAAUCGUCUCUGGACAGCCCUCGUCUGGUCCCUGAGGUUCGGCUGCGCUGGAGCAUUAGCUGUUCCGAUAUAAGCCCACAGUUGCACGACACUCCAAUCGGCCCUCACCACCACGUCCAUGCGCUGUUCUCCGAUGCUUGGAACGAGAACACCAUUCUCCUCAAGCAGCUCCUCUGCGUUCAGGACAAUCUCGAUGUAGCAAACGCCGAUAUAGAUGAACUGGUGGUAGAAAACGCAACUCUGAGCCACCAGAUGGACCGUCUCACACGUGACCUAGAGAUCAAGCAGGUCCGUCGCGACGAGGCCGAUUCAAUGUGCCAGGAUGCCACAAUCAAGAUGUCCUCCCAAAGGGCGACGAUCUCCUCCCUUCAAUCCGCAAACGCUGCGCUCCGAUUCGAGCUCGCAAAUCUUAGGGCCGAGCGCGAUGAACUCGCAGCCGAGAGAAAGGAACCAUCCGACCUGCAGAAGGAACAUGAUGAAGAAGUCGAAGCGUUGCAAGGAACGCUUGUCCGGACGAAGAGGGAGCUCGAAGGAGCUAAGAGAGAGCUCAGGAAGUUGAAGAGAGCUGCUGCAGGAAUUCCUGAGCUGCAGAUCAUAUCUCCGGAUGGGAAAGUUAUACCCCAUGGUAAUGCCUCGAGCUCUACAGAUUCCUUGACAGAAGAUCAGAGCAUCGCGAUGAGGGAACGCCUCACGCUCGCGUACACCGAGGUCGUCAGCCUCAGAGACCAGUGCAAGGCUUUGUGUCGUCGUGCUGACGAAAACGCAGAGCUGCAGGAUGAUGUCAAGCAACUUCUUGCGCAGCGUUCGGGUCUCUGGGAUCAGGUCGAAUCGGCCAAGAGCGCCUGCCACACGCUGGAAGAGGAAAACAAGAAGUACUUUCACCAGUAUGUGGAGAUCAGAGCCGCGCUAACCAAGGUGGAGAGGCGGACCGGAAUCGCGAUUUCGGUCAUUGAAGAGGAGGAAGAAGAGCCCGAAGUUUCGCCGGAUGCUCAGGGCUGCCGUUCGGCGUUUGAUGAUGACUCUGACGACGAGUCCAUCACUUCCUCAACCUCCUGCUACUCGAUGGCAUCAACAGAUGACUUCGACACGUCCCUGCACUCUGAGGUUUACACACCUCAUACAUCAGUCCCGUCCUCACCAUGUUCUCCUCCACUCUCUCCACCCCCUUCUCCCCCUUUCACGAUGCCCUCUUGGGUUCCGCGUUUCGACUCAGAUUGCACAAAUUUCGCAUUCGCAGUUGUUCCGGAAUCACCACUCGCGGAUGCGAUUUCCGCGUAUGUCGGUAUCCACCAGCCUAUCGAAGUCAGUCAUCGACGAUUCGUUACUCGUCGUGGUCUCGGUAUUCCCAUUGUCCGUCCUUCUUGGCCCUCCGUUAGCUCCAUCAUUGUCCCUCUCGAUGAAGCAUCCCCAAAGCGGAAGUUCACACUGGAUUUGGACGAUGCGAUGCCCAAGACUCGUCGCUGUUCCUUUGGUUUGCGGUGGUGCUGGUUCCGGUUGCAUCGUUCGGCUGGGAUGCUUUCCCUCGGGGAUCCUGAUGAGGAAUUGUAUUGCACUCUUACGACAAAUCAGUCAGGCGAGCCUGCGAUAUCAGACUUUGAGACCACGUUCAGCGCAGAUUGGUUAUCAGUUAUGUAUUUACGCCAGCGCAUUGAUGGGAAUUCUGGCAACCGAUAUCAUCGCAUAACAGUGCACAACAUGCGGCAGUCACGAGGCGUGACACCAUGAUAAUAGUCUCUGUCUCUAUAACGCGAGUGUGAAUUUAUUCAAUCGACCACAAUCAAGCUGGCGCAGGCUAUCCACUGAUAAUCAACAAUAAUGGGCUGUGUCCAAAGGCAAGCGCCCUCGUGCGCUAGGACAAUGGCAUUUGUCAC
Suillus clintonianus is the source of this 2551-nucleotide messenger RNA. RefSeq lists its product as uncharacterized. The transcript has 7 exons. The coding region runs from base 210 to 2405 and encodes 731 amino acids. The record is from RefSeq and is a predicted model, not a curated record. Lineage: Eukaryota; Fungi; Basidiomycota; Agaricomycetes; Boletales; Suillaceae.